Adineta ricciae is the source of this 663-nucleotide messenger RNA. NCBI's taxonomy places the organism in Eukaryota, Metazoa, Rotifera, Eurotatoria, Adinetida, Adinetidae. The record is from the annotation of a GenBank genome assembly.
AUGCAACGUCAUGAACAAAUUAUUGAACUUUCGGAUCAUGUUAAAAAUAAACUUAAACAGCAUCAUUCUCCCGCAGUCUCGUCACCAUUCAUCACCUCGUGCGAUGAAUUCGUAGAAGUUGAUAGCACUGAUGACGGAAAUGAUUCUCUACUUGUUACAUCUGACCCUGUGAAUCGUGCACGUAGUGAAACAUUUACAACUUAUCGUGUUGACCAACCGUCAGCGGCAUUUUUUACUUAUGAAAAGUCCAAACCACCUUCGCAUAUCUCCGUUCUUCAUGAAAAGUACGCUAAACAACAUGUAUGCGAAGCGUGUGUCCAUCGUGAUCAUAUUAUUCACUAUGAACGUCAGCGUCUCUUACGUCUCUAUGAAGAAAAUAAGCAACUACAUGAGCAACUGAAUUCUUCUCGUUUACUCAAUCAGCAAUAUGAAAAUGAUAUUGAAAAAUUGAAAAUUCAUUUACGAAAAGUGAAUUCUCAUCUUUAUGAAUAUCAUGUGACUUAUGAUCAGCUCAAACAAAAAAUUGUCGAAGAGAAAAAACAAGAUGAACACGAAGAUAAACAAGAAUCAACAAUGGAACAUUUAAAAAGACUUCGACAUGAAGUGAAUAUGUAUAACCGCUUAGUUGCCGCAAAACAACAACACGAACAGAGAAGAAUUUGA